This is a messenger RNA of Aplysia californica (California sea hare), 1362 nucleotides long. RefSeq lists its product as uncharacterized. Lineage: Eukaryota; Metazoa; Mollusca; Gastropoda; Aplysiida; Aplysiidae. The record is from RefSeq and is a predicted model, not a curated record.
GUUUACAUACUUCUUUGACAGUUGCUGCGAUCCCACCCAGUCGCGUAAUGUAAUGCAUAACAGCUGCGUGGUGACGUUGCCGCAGUGGGCGGGGCUAUUUCUGCUCGGACCGUUAGCGGAGCGAGAUAUAAACAGCGGGCCUUCCCUUGCGAUCCAGAACCACAUCCUGACAGGAAAGGGAGAGAGAGAGUGUGAAAGAGCGUGCAAAGAGUGAAAAAAAGGUCCGAUUGGAGAAACACUACGUUCUCUUAUGAGUAACAUCGUACGGAAACUGAAGACAGGCUUUGAGGGCCCACAGCAGAAGGCUCAGGGUGAAAUCUGAUGCAAUCUUUAUCCUGAGAACUUAGUCGCGUGCAUGCGUGUUAUCUUGUUGAGACACGCGUCGAUGCUUGAGCACUUUCUCCAAGAAAAUCAUCCUUCAAAACUGAGCUCUUGAACAUUAACCUUCACAGGAAAACCCGUUUGGGGGAAGACAGGAAAGUAGCAACUUAGAAGUCGAGUGUUGUGCAUUGUCUUUCACGAACUUCGCAUCAAGACACUUGAGCCAAGUGUUUUGGACAAACAAUUGGAGAAAGAAGAAGACAAAAAGAGCUCGUGUACUGUGAUUAUUUAAAAUAUACAUGUAAUUUACCACAUAAUAUACAUAUCAGCUCAUUUUGUUUCCUGAGCCUGAGUCUGUUUGGUGAAAGUGUGGUUAACUACAGUGCUCUUUUCAAAAGGAAUUGAAAAGAAAGACAAUAAAGGUCACAGUGGUUACAUUUCUGAAAAUUUCCCGUCGAGUCCCCAAAACACGAGCAGCAUGAGGAGAGAUAAUCUGGCCGUUCUGUCAGUGGCUGUGUUGUGCCUUGCGGUGUGUGCACGGCUGGUGAACGCCACCUCGGACCCCGCGGCAAACGCCUGCGAGUCUGUGUGCUGGGAUGAGAAUGCUCUGGCUGAUCAGUGUGAGCGACGCAGGAACAAUGGCACCCUCGUGUCUCCUCGGGAAGACUCGUAACUCGUAACAAACACGUUGGGGGGAAAUAACAUUUCAGUGGACGCGCCAUCACUACCAUCGAUGAAGAACCAACACGACUGUCCUUGAAAAACAAAACCAAAACCAACCCCCGCUACAACUAACUGACUCUUGUUUUUCCUGCACUUGAGACGAGUACUUGGUGCGAGGAGACGAUGGAUACGCAAUACUGUUGCUCUUGGAGAGAGAGAUGAGGGAUGUGUGCAUUUGUCAUGCACAAGUACCUUGUGACUAAUGAUAUUGUAUUUUUGUCGGAGUUAGAUUGGGAACGGAUUUUUUUAGGGGUGAGGGGGGGUGAGAGAGAGGGUGAGAGAGCGGUGGGGAGGGGGGAGAAGAGACAGACAGUGGGA